CGAACAUAAUAAUACCGACUCUCGCACAGCUUCAUUGGUAACGAUGACCAUGAUUUACCUUGACAUCAUCGCUGGCAUCAUCUCUAUCGCCCUGGCUGUACUUCUGCACUUGCGCAGGUCUCAGUCUUGGCAACUCUCUCUGCCCCCUGGUCCCAAGAAGCGAUUCCUUAUCGGGAAUCUCAAAGACAUGCCUACUUCGUUCGAGUGGGAGACGUAUCAUAGAUGGGGGAAAGAGCACGACUCCGAUAUCAUACAUCUCGACGUGGUUGGAACUUCCAUUAUUGUCCUCAACUCGUUGGAAGCUACUUCUGAUCUUCUCGAUAAACGAUCGUCAAUUUAUUCAAGCAGAGCUCAUCUCUCAAUGGUUAGAGAAUUGAUGGGAUGGGACUUUCUGGUAGGCCUCAUGCCCUACGGAAACGAUUGGCGUGCCCACCGCCGCCUUUGCCAGCAGACAUUGAACGCCAAAGCGGCAUUGCACUUCCAUCCUCAGGUGCUUGAUGCUACUCGCGAACUACUACGACGGUUAUUGGACAGGCCUGAAGACUUCAUGACCCACCUUCGUUAUAUGGCUGCCCGUGUCAUCAUGUCUAUAACGUACGGUAUUGAUAUCCUUCCAGAUGGAGACCCUUUCGUUGCCGUCGCAGAAGAUGCAAUGCACACUGUCGGGCUCGCUGUUGUACCGGGAACCUUCUUGGUGGACUUUCUACCGAUUUUGAAAUACGUACCAGAAUGGUUCCCGGGGGCUGGAUUCCAGCGGACAGCUAAAGAAUGGAAAGUAUUGGCUCGAAGGAUGGUCGACAUCCCAUAUGGCGAGACGAUCCGCCAAAUCGCUGAUGGUUCGUACAAACCGUCCUUCACUUCCUCCAAUUUGGAUAGGAUAGGUGCCGAGCAAGAUAUGGCAUGCCAACAACGGAUCAUCAAGAAUACUGCUGGAACUAUGUAUGCCGCUGGGUCGGACACGACCGUUUCUGCAUUCGCGACAUUUAUUCUUGGGGCACUGUUUAACCCGGAAGCACAAAGAAAAGGGCAAGCAGAGAUCGAUCGAGUUCUCCAUCAGGAAAGACUCCCCACAUUCGAUGACCAGGAAUCAAUGCCUUAUGUCACAGCAAUCGUCAAAGAAGUGUUGCGAUGGAAAAAUGUUACUCCCAUUGCGAUACCGCAUCUUCUCGAAAUAGAUGACGUCUAUAAAGGCUAUCGGCUUCCUGCUGGUUCUGUGGUUGUUCCCAACACAUGGGCAAUUCUUCACGAUGAGGUGGCGUAUCCGGAUCCUUUUUCCUUCAAUCCUGACCGAUUCAUGAAAAAUGGGAGACUGGAUCUUACAGUCAAAGAUCCCACCAUAGUAGCGUUUGGUUAUGGUCGAAGGAUAUGUCCAGGAAGGCAUUUGGCCUACGCAUCUGUAUGGAUUACUGUGGCUUCGAUACUUGCCGUCUUCGAUAUCACGAAAGCAGUCGAUGAAAAUGGCAUGAUUAUAGAACCGAGUGACAAAGUUUAUACAGGACUGGUUUGUCUACCGGAACCUUUCAAAUGUUCGAUCAAGCCUCGAUCGAAGGAGGCUGAAGACUACAUCCUAAGUUCCGAACAAUGACUAUUGGACCCGGCGACAUUUGUGUAUGAAUUCAUGGACUAAUGAAGUUUACCCUCCUUCUAUCCGUUUUUAUGCCAUCGUAAAUCGCUUAACCCCUGCAACCCUCCGGUGUUAUCCGUGCCAAUUUUCAACGUUAUCUCCGUGUGACGACAAAACUAGCCCAAUUAUGAGGCUCAAGACCAUCAACUAUUCUACACCGCGAAAUAGAAGGUCAGUUCAUAACACUCACCACUCCUGAAUGGACUUCGUUGGAAAUCCUCGGUGAUGCGCAGGGUAGACUCCAGGCUGGUAAGGCCAGAUGGAAUGAACUUCUUAUUCUACAGCUCCUACAGAGCUUGUAUUUAUACUCUCCAGGCUUAUAUCUAGAAUUUAC
Messenger RNA from Guyanagaster necrorhizus, 1958 nucleotides. RefSeq names its product cytochrome P450. Gene Ontology annotation, molecular function: monooxygenase activity; heme binding; oxidoreductase activity, acting on paired donors, with incorporation or reduction of molecular oxygen. The coding region runs from base 44 to 1585 and encodes 513 amino acids. The transcript is spliced from 16 exons. Lineage: Eukaryota; Fungi; Basidiomycota; Agaricomycetes; Agaricales; Physalacriaceae. The record is from RefSeq and is a predicted model, not a curated record.